Messenger RNA from Colletes gigas, 2128 nucleotides. RefSeq lists its product as uncharacterized. The coding region runs from base 627 to 2123 and encodes 498 amino acids. The record is from RefSeq and is a predicted model, not a curated record. The transcript is spliced from 8 exons. Lineage: Eukaryota; Metazoa; Arthropoda; Insecta; Hymenoptera; Colletidae. Gene Ontology annotation, molecular function: protein binding.
AAAUCGUGUCGCUUUGGUAUCUCCAUGCAAACAAGCUUGAUGGCCACUUUCGUUAAAAAUCAGUAGAGGUCACCGCCAGCCAAUCGGCGUUAAUUGCUCCUCUAUACAUCGUGUACUUGAUUCCUGUCAACUGUUUGUCGAAGGUCGCUGCAUCGAAUCGACCGUAUUAUAUUUGGAUCCAGUCCCAAUCUCCAACGUGAACGGGGACGCAGUCAGUGUGAAGACUGCUUAAUAGCGAGGAACAUGUGCAACCAGGGAAUAGUGGCGAAGCCGAUGUUGCCGGGGCACGAGCUACACUGUGACCACUCUGUUCUCGACGAACCCUGACCGAUUCCACGUUCGUCUCGCUCCAGCUGACCGCCGACACCGGGACGAAACCAGAAACGCGACGCGGUGAACACGUUCUUCCGAAAAUCGUGCACGGUUUAUCGCGGGACACGCGGUACGGUUAGAUCGGUAAAAGUGUUGUUUCGAGUUAUCGCGUACGGUGUAUAGACCGAGAGUCUUUGAGGAGCGGUGUGUUCGCGAAAUUACACGUUUCCACGUACAUUCGGUACGCUAUGAACAUCAACGUUCUCGGAUGUAACGGGUGGUUCGCAAGUAGACGUUCAUCGACGAAUUAGAAGAUGUUCGCCAGACUCUGCAGACAGGCUCCGAACGGGGACCUGAAGAGGCGGCACUCUUGGAGCAGCGAGAUCGACUACCAGCCAGCGGAAACGGAAGCUGUAGCGACCUCGGGUGAAGAUCCCGCCGCCCCGUCCUCGGACGAAGAGGACAGAAUCUCGUAUAAGGAACAUGGCUGUUCGGUGCAGACGGUGGACCUGGUGGCGGACUGUCCGUUGCAGGUGGUGACACCGUCCUCGAGGUCGCCGUCACCGCCCAGAACCGCGACGCCCCCGACGCCCCUCGCACCGCCGAGGAGCAUGGGGCAACGUCCAAGCACCCUCUUGCGCCCCAAGAUCUCUUUGACCUGGGUCCUACGCGGGCAGCAACAAGCUGCCUCCAAUAACCAUCAUUCGGCUGCUACUGGGAACACAGGCACGAACGGCGAUCGAGAAAGCUUGUCGCGAGACAGCAAGGAAAGGUCUUCGAGGAGGAGCGUGAAAAGCGUGAAGGAGAAGGAUGGCCGCAAGGAGAACCUCGACACUGAGAAACGUGAAAAGAAGAUGCUGCACAGAAUCGAGAAAAUCGAGAGGACGGAGAAGCUGGAAGUUCAAGAAAAGGGUAUCAACAAAGAGGUACUCGUCAACGAAAGGCCGCUGGACAGUCCCCUGGAUAAACACUCUGAGAAGGAAUUUUCGGGGCUGAAGGAUACCAAGGAGAAGGAUAAAGUUAAAAGGGCCGUGUCCGAACCAUCUCUCGUGUCUCGCGAGUCGACGUCCACGCCGAGUGGUCGGGAGAAACACAGACACAGAAGAACCAAACGGUCCCACAAGCCCAGACCCCCCAGCAGAUUUGGCUACGAAAUCGCCGACCUCGACGCGUUUCUCACGAAGGCCUCCAUCGAGAAGCCAGCAAACAUCCCAGUGGUCCUAUCCUUUCCAUCGGUUUUGUACCAGACUCAGGGAGGAACUCAGGACGAGAUGGCUCUUCCGCUUGGGACAGUCGUGAACGCAGUCUUCAAGAACCAAAGCUGGUUGUACGUUCAGACUCCACACGGCCAAGAAGGAUAUGUCGGGUACGCAGCGUGUCUACCGUUAGGAAUAUUGCCUCAACCAACGAGAGGUCCUUGCUGGGAGGAUUCCACGGACGUGUUUCCUCGUCCCCUAGGGAAUAUGACGGACACGGAGAAGCUGAGGGAUACUCGAUCGGAGUGUGGAGCGCGUGGCAGAAACACGAGGGUAAGGCGAGGUUCCAGAGACGCGGUUUCCGCCUGCGGUGAACGCAGCGUGGACAGGCUGUAUCUCAGGGCUGCAGCGAAUGCUAGAACCAAAGGAUCGCGUCACACCUUGCUCGUCAUACGCAGUGAUUACGAGGCUCGAGGCGGGAACGCCCUGAGCGUCUCCAAAGGUGACGUUGUCGCUCUCCUCAGCGAUCACGUCAGUGAUUGGUUCUGGGUUCGUUCGCGGGACGGCAGAGAGGGCUUCAUACCUGCCGUGAUCGCGGGUCACGGUUUCCUAUGACGGUU